Scutellospora calospora is the source of this 720-nucleotide messenger RNA. NCBI's taxonomy places the organism in Eukaryota, Fungi, Glomeromycota, Glomeromycetes, Diversisporales, Gigasporaceae. The record is from the annotation of a GenBank genome assembly.
AUGUCGUUAUUGUCAUUAGCAUGUUCAGAGUUGAAACGAAGGUCCAAUUCACAAAGGACCACUUGUUAUUCACGCAAGGCGGAAGAAUUAUUGAGAAAUAUAGGAAAGAAAAUCAAUAAAGCUAUACCUUUUUUUAUAAUAUUAUUUUUGAUCAAUACUAUAAUAUUUAUAAUGUGGUUAUUAUUACCUCAAUCUUUUAUGCAAAAAUACUUUGUUCACCAUCCGCAGUCCGGUUACAUGUUUACAUUAUUGACUUCAAUUUUCAGUCAUGAAUCAGCCUGGCAUUACUGUCUUAACAUGCUGGGUUUAUGUUUCUUCGGUGGAAUAGUCUACAGUACUUUUGGUAGAGAACAGUUUCUUGCGUUUUAUCUCAGUUCAGGAGUAAUUUCUUCAUAUGUAAAUCAUAUAUUAUCGCUUAUGCUUAAAAAUCAAGAAGACAUUAAAGGUUCAUUUGGAGCUUCGAGUACUGUUUACGCAUGUUUAGGCGCAUUUUUCGGUCUAUUCUGGAAUUAUGAGGCUUCAUUAACUAUAAAAUUCAAAUAUUCAUUUCCAGUGCUUGAUUUAUAUGGUGCAAUAGUUGGAUUAGGUGUUCUCUAUCCACUCAUUCUCUUUGAUGAAGAAUAUUUUGCGCGUUUUGUCGGCGCGAUGUUUGGUCUGUUAUAUGUAAAAUACGGAAGGGACCAAUACCAAAAAUUUGAAGAAACUAUAAAAACUUCGUGA